AGCGGCCUUAGGUGAGUGACUAUGUCGUGGCUCUCUGAGCGCGCAAUCCACUGGCCAUCGCCGCCAUCCUGGCUUUGGGGUCGCCGGUGCCGAGGCAUCCGUGGGGAGAACUCCCAGGGCUACGAUUGCACGCUGGAGGCGGUGUUCCCCUGUGUAAAGGAAUGAGGCGGGGGCCCGACUUGGCGCUCCGGGACCAGCCGGCCUCUGCUGCCUGCAGAGGGCUAUGGGUGGGAAUGGGGGGUGGCAGGGCCCCUCGGCAGGCGGCAGCACGGGCGGCUUGUAGUCCGUGCCGACUUCCAGCUCCAGAGGUCCGGCGCCUUGGUGACCUGCGAAAAUGGUUCGCUACUCACUGGACCCAGAAAACCCCACAAAAUCAUGCAAAUCAAGAGGCUCGAAUCUUCGGGUUCACUUUAAGAACACUCGAGAAACUGCCCAGGCCAUCAAGGGUAUGCAUAUCCGAAAAGCCACCAAAUACCUGAAAGACGUCACGUUAAAGAAGCAGUGUGUGCCAUUCCGUCGGUACAAUGGUGGAGUUGGUAGAUGUGCCCAGGCCAAGCAGUGGGGUUGGACCCAGGGUCGUUGGCCCAAAAAAAGUGCCGAGUUUCUGCUGCACAUGCUUAAAAAUGCAGAGAGUAAUGCUGAGCUGAAGGGUUUGGAUGUAGAUUCUUUGGUCAUUGAGCACAUCCAGGUGAACAAGGCCCCCAAGAUGCGCCGUCGGACCUACAGAGCCCACGGCCGGAUCAACCCGUACAUGAGCUCCCCGUGCCACAUCGAGAUGAUCCUCACUGAGAAGGAACAGAUAGUUCCUAAGCCAGAAGAGGAGGUGGCACAAAAGAAAAAGAUAUCCCAGAAGAAACUAAAGAAGCAAAAGCUUAUGGCUCGGGAAUAAACUCAGUAUAAAAUAAAUACGAAUUAAAAGAA
Oryctolagus cuniculus (rabbit) is the source of this 921-nucleotide messenger RNA. It is a transcript of the gene RPL17, whose product is annotated as ribosomal protein L17. Gene Ontology annotation, biological process: cytoplasmic translation. Gene Ontology annotation, molecular function: structural constituent of ribosome. NCBI's taxonomy places the organism in Eukaryota, Metazoa, Chordata, Mammalia, Lagomorpha, Leporidae. Gene Ontology annotation, cellular component: cytosolic large ribosomal subunit; ribosome. The record is from RefSeq and is a predicted model, not a curated record.